This is a messenger RNA of Peromyscus maniculatus bairdii (prairie deer mouse), 5336 nucleotides long. It is a transcript of the gene Shc4, whose product is annotated as SHC adaptor protein 4. Gene Ontology annotation, molecular function: receptor tyrosine kinase binding. NCBI's taxonomy places the organism in Eukaryota, Metazoa, Chordata, Mammalia, Rodentia, Cricetidae. Gene Ontology annotation, cellular component: plasma membrane. Gene Ontology annotation, biological process: cell surface receptor protein tyrosine kinase signaling pathway; intracellular signal transduction. The record is from RefSeq and is a predicted model, not a curated record.
CUCUUCUCAGCUCCUGAAUGAACCUGCAUUUCCUCUGCCCAGCUGGGGCUCUCGCUUCCUGUGUGCUCUGACUUCACUGCCGUCUUCCCGGGGCAUUUGAUGGGCUCAGGAAAUUACACCAGACGGAAGAUGGAGCGGCAAUCAAUUAAAAAAAAAAAUACGUUUCUAAGGAAAAUGAAUCUAGGCUUCGCAAAGAGUUAUUUGUAUACCAUAUGCCCUAAUGUCCACGGCACUGUAUAUCUAAUUUCUAGCUCUUUUCUCUCCCCUCCCCGUCUCAACAAGAAAGAAAUCGAUUUGUAAUCUUCCGCUUCCCAGCAUACUGACGAUCCAGAAGCAAAGACUGCCUUUACUUCUAACCUGUUCUUCAGAUACCACCCUCCCUCUUCUCCCGCCAGGCUCCGUUUCUCCGGGCUACUAGUUUAGUAUAUUCACUGUGCAUGACUCAUGAAGCUGCAGCCUGAUUGGACGAAAACCAAGCGGCACCCCCACCCCACCCCAACCGGUCAGUCAAUUACAUCUAUUCUCGGCUCCAUUCACAGAUUUAUUAGCUCUCACACAACGAGGGAAAUUCAUUCGGCAAAAUUCAUUCAUAAAAAUUUCAACAGCCUGCGUAUCAUCCGCUCAGCUCAGCGUUCUGCUGUGCACAGGCUCCUGAAGGAGACUGCAGGAGGGUCCGGGAGGGAAGGGAGCCCUGAGAAGGGGUGGGCCGGCCGGGAUCGGACCGGAGCUGCACCGAGGAUGCCCGGACCUCAAGCCGGAGGAACAAUGCGGACCAGCGCCCGUCGCUAGGACUCCUGGCUGGUGGCCCAGAACCAAGAUCCUCCGAGAGAGGGCAGCCGUCAUAACCCCAGCCCAUACAGAAGGGCCUUUGACUCUUAUGUGCUUUUUUAUUUUUUCCCUUUGAAAUGAGCAAUCACGGAAACAAAUAAAGGGUUAAUGGGCCAGUCGCUGCCCCGCCCCGUGGGAGCUGGAGGGAGCAGGUUUGAAAGUUCCUAUGCGCCGAGGGAAAGGGGAUAACUAUUUUUGCUAAGGCUAAAGACGUGGUAGCACCCGCUGCCCCAGCCUGGGGGACUCCGGGGUGAGGAACUCCCCCCUCCCCCCGCCCCGGGGCCUCUGCCAGGGCCGGGAAGGGACUGCCAUCAGAGCCGGGAGGCAUCUUCCUGGGCUGUCAUCAUUGAGCCGUCAGGGACCCGGGCGGGUGGCCUCCGGGGCAGAAGUGAAAGGUGGCUGUCCUGUGGGUCUACCGGACAGCGAAGCAGUUUAGGCUUCGGUGGCCCGUCUCAGCACUUCCAAGGCUAUGCGAGAACGCAGCCAGGACAGCCAGGCAGGACUCGCUCUGUAUGUAGGACUCUUUGCGCACCUGGGGAUGCUUCACAGGGCCAAGUACAGCCGCUUUCGGAACGAGUCCAUCACGUCUUUGGAUGAAGGGAGCCCCGGAGGCUCGGUUGGAAACAAGGGCUCGUCGCCGCCUCCCUACCCAGCCCUGGCCCCUCACCUGCCGGCUGAAGAUGCCGCUGUGCCCACCCAAGAGAGCCCCACUGCGCUGUGUACCUUGAUCCCCCGUAUGGCCAGCAUGAAGCUGGCCAACCCCGUCACUUUUCUGAGUCUGAAAGCCUUUUGCCUGGGUACCAAAGAGGUGCCCCGGCUGAAGCUCCAGGAGAGCCAGGAUCAAGCGCCAAGCACUCCAGCUUCCCCAGAAACCCGUCUAAACAGGACUGGGCCUGCUCCUACACCGCAUCCGGACCAGGUGGGACACAGGGCCACCCCCUUGCCUCCUGAUGCUUGUCCACUGCCUGGCCCUGGACAGCCAACCCCCAGAGGCAGGCAGGACAGGCACUCUGUGCAGCACCUGUUGGGGUCCGGUCUGAACUACUCUGUGAGGUACAUGGGCUGCAUUGAAGUGCUACAAUCAAUGAGGUCUCUGGAUUUCGGAAUGAGGACCCAAGUUACAAGGGAAGCAAUAAGCCGCCUGUGUGACGCUGUCCCUGGGGCCCACGGAGCCAUUAAAAAGCGAAAGGCUCCUGUUAAGGUCCUGUCAACGGUUCUUGGCAAAAGCAAUCUUCAGUUUUCAGGAAUGAAUAUAAAACUCACCGUUUCGACAUGCAGCCUCAUACUGAUGAAUCUUGACAACCAACAGAUUAUUGCAAAGCAUCAAAUGCAAUCGAUUUCAUUUGCCUCUGGAGGGGACCCUGAUACCACAGACUAUGUUGCCUAUGUAGCUAAAGAUCCAGUCAACCAACGAGCAUGCCACAUCCUGGAAUGUCACAGUGGAAUGGCCCAAGAUGUCAUAAGCACCAUAGGGCAGGCCUUUGAGCUCCGGUUCAAACAGUACUUGAAAAAUCCUUCCUUGAACACUUGGGAAAGCGAGGAGGUACACGUUGACAGCACAUCUGAAGACAGAGAUCAUGACUAUUACAACGCAAUUCCAGGGAAGCAGCCACCUGCAGGCGGCAUUUCAGAUGUGCGGAUCAAAGUUCAAGCUACAGAUCAAAUGGCUUACUGCCCUAUCCGGUGUGAAAAGUUGUGCUAUUUACCCGGGAACUCUAAAUGCAGCGGUGUGUACGAGAACUGUAUGGGACAGAGCGGGUCAAUAGGGAUCCCCCAUGAGGGCGGGGCGCACAGUGACACUGCAUCCGUGAAGAACUGUCGAGGGGAUCUCUUUGAUGACCCCUGCUAUGUCAACACACAGGCUCUUCAGAGAAGCCCUGGCUCUGCUGGACAUCAAAGCUCAACUCAGCCACAAGGGAGCCCGUGGCAUCACGGAAAGGCACCAGAAACUGUGCAGCCCGGAGCCACCGCCCAGCCUGUGAGCUCACACUCUCUGCCACACAUCAAGCAGCAGCUGUGGAAUGAGGAAUGCUUCCAUGGCAGGCUGAGCAGGUGGGCAGCCGAGAGGCUGCUGGUGAAGGACGGGGACUUCCUGGUUCGAGAGAGUAUAACAUCUCCUGGCCAGUAUGUGCUGAGCGGACUACAAGGUGGCCAGGCAAAGCACCUCCUCUUGGUGGAUCCCGAAGGCAAGGUGAGGACCAAGGACCAUGUGUUUGAUAAUGUUGGCCACCUUAUCAAAUACCAUAUGGAUAAUAGUUUGCCAAUCAUCUCUUCUGGAAGUGAAUUAAGCCUUAAACAGCCAGUAAGAAAAGGUAAUAAUACAGGACUUGGGCCUUCCAGGAAAUGACAGCUCCAGACACUGUGGCAGUGACGUCAGAAGAAUAUCCUUUUUGUGUCAGGGACAAGGACAACUCAAGCCUUUUCUCCAGAUGAAAUAGAACACAAAGUGUGAAACAUGUCUUUCUGAGACCACCACGGACUAUGUCUUUUAUAAAAGAGAGAACUAAUAAAAUGCCCUCUAAAUAUGAAGAUCAGAGAGGAAGACUUUCGAUCCCUUUGAGAAGGAGCUAUGCAAAUGCACGGAGGUCACUUUGUAAAGGCCACAUUGCAUUAAGAGCUAAGAGCACAACUACAGUUUCAUAUGCUAAGGACAACUCGAACUGCUCAGGCAGUGGUAUGUGCCUUGGACUUGAUAAUCUGGGGACAUUUUCAUAUGGGGGGAGGGUAGUUCCAAGUGUUUUCCUCUUCUAUAGCUACAGAACCAGUUGCCAAAACAGCUUUUCCUUGCUAAAAAAGCAGGAGGAAGCAAUUUGAUGAGCAGUGUUGACUUGAACCGCUUUCUCUUUAGUAGCACUGUUGCUGCCAUGUUAAAGACGACACUGACAUCAAAUUCAGACUGUGUCUAUGUCAUGCAAUGAAAGCGAAAGCCACUGAUGGUUUCAUCAUUCUGUCUCCUUUGUUGAUGAAAAGGUUGGGGCCCGAAUUCACUGGCCCGUGUUCCUCAAUCUUAGCUAUCUGCACUGUUCAUAUGCAGCAUGGGACAUGUUCAUGAGGCCAAAUCUCUUGCUUCCUUCUGAUUUUGAGUACAUAGCUAUAAAAGACGGUAAACAAAGCCAGUGUUCUUCAUGCUCAGUCCCCACUGGUUCCAUCCUUGCUGAGAGUACAGAAGGUAAUUCAAAGUAGAGGAAACUCUCCUUCUGAUUGGCUGCCUCCGAAUCCUAGUGUCACCUCUAGGUGUGUCCUGUCUCCCUCUCUACAUGUGAUCAGACCAAACGCAGAGUAAGAAGACACAUAGGUGAAGGGUUGGAAAGGCCCGCCACACCCAGCCCGAUGGUAAACUGGUGGUGAAAUUAAGAAUCCUCAGAGAAGCUCUAGGCUCAGACUAUUCAUCUCUGUGGUUCUUGGCAGGUUGCUAAACCUGUCUGGAUUCCUGUUUUCUUGUUUAUAAGAUGAGGGAGCUCAGAGGUGCAUUCCAAGGUCCGUUGGCACCCUAACAUAGUUUUUCCUUUGUUAGAAAUUAAUACUGAGAAGCAGCUUGUGUAGUGAAGGGGAAACAUUUAGGACUUCCCCUUACUCUGUGUCUAUACUCAACUGCUCAAGGGUUUAAACAAGUCAUCGCUCACAUAGCUCCACCCCAGGCGUUUCAGUGUAAAGCAGGUAAUGUUGAUAUAAGUGGAUCUGGUUGUUUUAGUAAUAGCAGAAAUACUCAGGCAGUUCUUACUUGCAUUUGCAUAUAAAGAAAUGGCCAUUACUAAAGGAGAGAUAGAGAGGGAGAGGGAGAGAGAGAGGAGGGAAGAGGGGGAGAGGGAGAGAUAUUAAUUCUGAAUUAAUUCUGAGUUCUCUGGAUAGUUAUCUCAAUACUACUUCAUUUUGGCUAAGUAGAUACAACUUAACCUUUGUGGUUUAUGAUAUAUUCGGUAAGUUUUGAGUACAAUAUGGACUAGUUCUUUUGGAUAGAAAUCAUCAGAAAUCAAAUACAUUGAAGUCUGACGUUUUUAUGUAACAGCUCACCAUUUUAUUUCUGCUACCAUUGGCUUCUUAUGUAGGUUUCCUUUCCACAGUUGGAAAAUAAUGUAUAUUUCAUUGAUUUCCCCCAUAUAUCUUAAGUCUUCAUAAUUUUUCUUCAUUAAAUGGAUCAGCGCAGUGAUAGGAACUUGUAGGCCACCUGCAUCAGAGACAGGGUAGGACUAUGGUCUCCUUCCAGCUGAUGCACAGAGACUGGGUAGCCAGGAGGUCCAGAUGCAGGGAGCUCUGAUAGUGUAAGCAGCACACAUGGGUAGUCAACACUGGAUCAAGUGGUGUUGUAGCUAGGGAAGCAAAUACUGCACUUUCAGAUACUAAAGACACUAAAGUUCACACACACCCAAAAGAUGCAAGAAAUGUCUGCAUGCUACUUUAAUCUCAUCUUCUCAACCUCUAUUUUAAAAUGGUGGUUCAUUUGCCUGUAAAUAUCUGUAAAUGACUUUUCUAAAAAAAAAAAUAAAUGAAUAUUGCUUUGUGACAAUAGA